Molecule: messenger RNA, 1399 nt
Organism: Hordeum vulgare subsp. vulgare (domesticated barley)
Lineage: Eukaryota; Viridiplantae; Streptophyta; Magnoliopsida; Poales; Poaceae
Product: pentatricopeptide repeat-containing protein At1g08070, chloroplastic-like
Exons: 1
Coding region: 11-1192 (393 amino acids)
Biological process (GO): RNA modification
Molecular function (GO): RNA binding; protein binding
Source: RefSeq, a predicted model, not a curated record
GCUGCCAUGAAUGGCCCGCUCGUCGGCAGACGUGGUGCGGUGGACGAAGCGCAUCUCGGCGCUGGCGAGGGGCGGGCGCGCGGCGGAGGCGGUGGCGGAGUUCUCCAGGAUGGACGCGGCGCCGAACGCGCUCACGCUGGCGAGCGUCCUCCCGGCGUGCGCCAGGCUGCGGAGCCUCGGCCUGGGGCGGGCCAUCCACGGGUUCUGGCUCCGGCGAGGGGGCGGCCCCGGCGCGAACCCUAUCGUGGACAACGCCGUGCUGGACGUGUACGCCAAGUGCGGGGCCCUCCGCAGCGCGCGCCGCCUGUUCGACGGAAUGCCCGAGCGGGACGUCUUCGCCUGGACCGCGAUGGCGUGGGGGCUCGCGAGGGGCGGCAGCCCGCAGGACGCCGUCGCCGUGUUCAGGGCGAUGCUCUCCGACGGCGGCGCCCGCCCGAACGAGGCCACCUUGGUCAGCGUCCUGCACGCCGUGGCGUCCACCGGCGCUCUGGCGUGCGGCAAGCUGCUGCACUCGUAUGCGCUGAAGCGAGGGCUCGGCGGUGAGCAGGUCGUCGGCAACGCGCUGGUCGACGCCUACGCCAAGUGCGGGGAGGCGCGGCUGGCGUUCCAGGUGUUCGACCUGCUCCCGGACAAGGACCUGGUGUCCUGGGCCACCGUCAUGAGGGCCAUGGCCGUGCACGGCCGCUGCCGGGAGGCGCUGCAGCUCUUCUCCAUGAUGCUGCGCCAAGGUGUUCGACCGGACGACGCCGUGUUCCUGUCGUUGCUCUAUGCCUGCUGCCAUGCCGGGCAGGUAGACCAGACGCUGCACCUCUUGGACGCCAUGGGAAGGAUCUACGGGAUCGCGCCGCAGAAGGAGCACUACACCUGCGCCCUCGACGCUUGCGGCCGAGCUGGGCGGCUGGACGGAGUUGGAGAAAUCUUCAGGCGGAUGCCCAUGGAAUGCGAUCAGCAGGCACUUGGAGCUUACUGCUCCCAUGCAAGUGCGAGUAAAGCAAACGGCGUUGUUGCCGGCGAGCGGUUCCUCUGGAAGAGGUUUCUCGCCGGAGAAGUGGCCGCCGAGCGGGACGCGUACGUGCUCAUGUCCAAGUCGCUGGCUGAUGCAGGGCGGUGGGACGAUGUUUGUUCUGCCAGGGAGAGGGCUGCUGCGACAAGGAUCGACAAGACUGCUGCUUGCACUUGGAUUCAAGUGUAGCAUCAUUGAUCACAUCACCAUUCAACAAGGUGAAAGUUCAACAAGGUAAAACAAAUGAACGGUGCAAACUAUCAGAAAAUUCCUUGUAAAUCGUAUGUACCCGAGGGGGAAAAUAACUGCGCGGAAUAUGUUACAAGUAAUGGAAUAGUGUGAAAAAUUGAUGCUCAUCUGGCAUAAAUACAAGAACUGAACUGUUUAGGCUCGUGA